AUGGCAAGUUUCGCGGUGUUGUUCCUGUUAGUUUUGUUGGUGGUGCACCCAGAUGCGUCAUCCUGCAGGUGCAUAGUCCAAGAUGGCCGCCUGCAUUGUACUGAGGUGUGUGAUUCGGAUGCUGUUUGGGCGCCCGAAUUGGAGGGCAGGAUAGUUUUGACUGGUCCUGUCUUGGACUUUGGCUGUCUGAGUUUCUUCAGCAUUAAGGUUGUUGAGUUGCUGAAGCGAACUCGAUGCGAAGGGGCUUUCAUAGCUUCUGCUGUCGACCCGGCUGAAUUGUGUGUCGGUUAUGUUUUGAGAAUGGAUCCGACGGAGGUCACCCCCAUGGUUCCGACAUCGACGAUUCCAACAACAAUGUUGACAUCGGUUGCUGCAACGACAGUGACAUCCACAGCGGCGACAUCUCUGCCUUCUUCGAGUGCAGCUACUUCCACGCCGGCGCCGAUCACCAAGUCAGUCAUAUCAACAGUGACUGAUGCCUCUCCGUCAGUUUCUACAACAAAAACAGAAACUACGACCGUCCCUGCAAUCAAACCAUCCAUUUUGAUAUCCAUCUUGAACAACUUUUUGGAUAUUCCGGAAACAACGCUUUUUGCCGGGGAUCAUGCUAAUGUCACCCUAACGGUCAUUGAGGGAAAAGCUGUCUUGGGUGCUGAAACUUCUACGGAGGUUCUUUCAAGAUGGGCUGUGGGACUAAUCAGCGGCCUGAGUUUGACGGUUUUUGGGCUGGCGUUUGGGUGGCUGGCCCAUUGUUUGAGGAAGAAGCCUUGGUUGCAGCCAUUCCUGAGGUUGGUGGAGGAGGCCAGGAGGGUGCUGACGCUGCUGGUGACACCUGUAUCGUCCCCUUUACCAGCGCCAUCAUUGGCUGAAGUGGUUAUGGAUCUCCUGUCCUUGGAUCUCACUCCUUUGGCUCUUCCACUUCCCAUUCCAGCUGUGGUUCGUGAUACAGAAGAGGCUCAAGACUUCACGGUUAAUGUUAGCUCUGAUGACUUUGUUUUGGUCGCAGAAGAGUAG
This is a messenger RNA of Notodromas monacha, 1014 nucleotides long. The record is from the annotation of a GenBank genome assembly. Lineage: Eukaryota; Metazoa; Arthropoda; Ostracoda; Podocopida; Cyprididae.